GACACGCGCGGGCGGCGAGAGCUGGCUGCCGGGCUGCGGCGCGAGCGGCACCGGGACCGCAGGCCCCCGCGCCCGUCCGUGGGGCCGCGGGCGAGACGCCGGGCUGGGCAGCGCGGUGGGGGACGGCCCCGCGGCCGGGCAGCCGCAGGCGCGGGGGGCAGCAGCACCGCGGCCCCGGCACCGCUCCCGGCAGCGACGAGCCCAGCAAGCGCCUCUCCGUGCCGCAGGGCCCUCCCAUGGACUCCAGCAAGAAGGUGGAUCUGAAGAUCAUCAUCAUAGGAGCCCUGGGCGUGGGCAAGACCUCCCUCCUGCACCAGUACGUGCACAAGACCUUCUACGAGGACUACCGCACCACGCUGGGCGCCAGCAUCCUCACCAAAGUCAUCGCCGUGGACAACACCCCCCUGAAGCUGCAGAUCUGGGACACGGGGGGCCAGGAGCGGUUCCGGUCCAUGGUGUCGACCUUCUACAAAGGCUCGGACGGCUGCAUGCUGGCCUUCGACGUGACCGACCGGGAGUCCUUCGAGUCCCUGGAGAACUGGAGAGAUGACUUCCUGGAGAAGGUCAUCCCCAGGGAGCAAGGCUUCCCCAUGGUCGUGCUGGGCAACAAGAUAGACAUCUGCGAGCGGCAGGUGCCCGAGGAGAUCGCCUCUGCCUGGUGCAAGGAAAAAGACAUCCCAUACUUCGAGGUCAGCGCCAAGAACGACAUCAACGUGGCCCAGGCGUUCGAGACCCUGGCGAAGCAGGCCUUAACCACGUAUAAAGGGAUUUUUGAGAGUUAUUUAACAGACUCCAUCAAGCUCACGCCCGACGACAAGCCCAAGAAGAGCUGCUGCUGAGCCCGGAGAGGCGGCCGAGCGGCACCGGGACCACGAUCCCGCCGGCUGCCCGGCCCCGGGGGGCACCGUGCCAUGGGAUGCCGCUCCCCACGCCGGGGCGACCCGAGCAUCCCGGCUCCUGCUGCUUCCCCGCUGCCCCGAGCGGCUCCGGGGGCCUCUCCGGCCGCCGGGCUCCCACCCCGCGCGGAGCAGGUGCCGCAGUGACGGUGCUGGGGGAGCCGGCGCGGGGCCGGGGCUUUGCCGGAGGCCGCGGUCGUGGUGCUGCUGCCUCUCCGGCGCAGGCCUCCCCGCGCCUGGCCGAGCGGCACCGUCCCGUGCCUCAGUUUCCCUCGCGCACCCGCACCCCACCGUGCAGCACGCACCACUUCCCACCUCACCGGGGAGGACUUGCAGUAAAGCACUUUGUCAGGGAUACUCUUUUUUAAAAAAAAAAGAAAAAAAAAAGUAAUAAUAAAUCAUUUUUAUACAUA
Molecule: messenger RNA, 1309 nt
Organism: Dromaius novaehollandiae (emu)
Lineage: Eukaryota; Metazoa; Chordata; Aves; Casuariiformes; Dromaiidae
Gene: RAB7B
Product: RAB7B, member RAS oncogene family
Exons: 5
Coding region: 237-839 (200 amino acids)
Biological process (GO): phagosome-lysosome fusion; endosome to lysosome transport
Cellular component (GO): late endosome; lysosome; phagocytic vesicle
Molecular function (GO): GTP binding; GTPase activity
Source: RefSeq, a predicted model, not a curated record